CAUUGUUGUUACUCACACCCGGCAUUGUAACAAUUGGCGACGAGGAUUGUGGCCGUUUCCUCGCGGAAUUCGCCGCGAUUCUCGCAGAAGAAACUUCCGCGCUCGGGUGAGGUUAUGUUCGCCAUGGAGGAUUCGCUGUUCGGAACAGAUCCGGUGGACGAGUGGACCAUGCACCAGCUUCGUCAAAUCCUGGAUCAGCAACGAAACCUCAUGGAGAAACUAAACGUUCCGCCGCUGCCCGUUGUCCAGCUGGUAGCACAAGAGGACGUUCCCGACACCUGUGCACACGUGGACUUUUCUGGCGAGAGCUCGUUGGGUGCGAAGAAAGCGAAGGAGAUCCGGCAACCACGAAGGCACGCGGCCGUGCUUCCAGCCGAGGAGAAGCAAAAUUCAUCCAUCUCAGCAAUCAUUCAGCCGGUUGCCACCAAGAACCUCGAUCAUUACACGCUGCCCCCAUCGGAGACCAUCUUCAACAAGAUGGCGGAGCGCAGCAGCACCACCCUGUCAGCCAUCGGUCCGCAGCAGCUACCAAUCAUCACCACAACACACACCCCGGAUAACACAUCAGCACCGGAGGAUCAGCAGCAGUUGGUGAACAACACGGUCGGCACUCUCAGCGGCACAGGGCACACCGAUGACAUCUUGGUUGGUGACCAAUCGAAGGUUUGUCACGCAGCAGUAGUCCGUCAUCACAACAGGUAUCGUCAAGCAUUUCCCGUGGGUAUCGCCCGCCAAGCCUGGCACGCGAUCCAUCCCAUUGUUCUUUCGCCAGUUCAACAAGGACGUUCGUCCAAGUCGAUCACUCAAAACAACAACAACGGGGGGAGAGGCCCGCCGGGCGACCUUCACAACAAUUCAACGAUCGUCGCUACUCAUCAACCAGAACAACAAGAAGCAUAACACCAGUGCAAGGACUUCCAACACAGUUUAUCUGCCCGUUGCCUGGCCAUGGGACCCUGGUGGAAAGCUGCUACGUGUGUCUCCGGUGUGGCCACCAAACACAAACAUACCUCCACCGUGUCUCGCGGGGAGUUCAAGAAUUGGCCAUCAAAAACAUCAUCGUUUCCAGCCCGCUGUAGGUUUCGGUGUGCACUCAGUUGUACGAAGUCCACAGCAGCAGCAGGAUUGCCGGAGAAAACAGAGGACGUGUGGACGUGUUAAGGUGUGGAAUUCUCAACUGUAACAACAGGUAACAACGCUUUCGACUUCAGGUGUGGAGUGGUGAAGCGCUUCUGCGAGGGUCGACAAGGAUGGUUACCGAGGAUGGCGCUGGUCCGCUACGGUCUGAACUUCUUCUAAAAAGGGGGAGGUGUUGGGGUACCACCCUAUUCGCCUCCAACGUCAAGCUGUCAUCGCGACAGCAUCAACAUCCGCGUGUGUGAUCGCCACUCACUGCACGCGCGCCGGCUGAAGCAGACUUGUUUAUUUGAGUAGUUAGUUUUGUAUAAUUAGUGUAAUAAAACUAUAUUCUUUGUUACGUGAAACAUUGUUGUUA
Culex pipiens pallens (northern house mosquito) is the source of this 1495-nucleotide messenger RNA. RefSeq lists its product as uncharacterized. The transcript has a single exon. The coding region runs from base 115 to 900 and encodes 261 amino acids. The record is from RefSeq and is a predicted model, not a curated record. Lineage: Eukaryota; Metazoa; Arthropoda; Insecta; Diptera; Culicidae.